GAAGAUGAUCGUUAUCGGUUCAACAGACUGGGAUCUGCUUGUAACUGCUUCCGUUUCAUAUCUGAUCAGUAUUCUUUAGACGCAGUCUCAGAGACUCUUUAACUCGAAUGCAACUGAGCUGACGCAAAUAAACUAAUUUGGAAAAAAACAAUAUUUCGAUUGGUAUACUGAAGCUAAUUUGAUGAAACCGUAAUAUGUCAAUUUAAGGAUCCUCCCGGUGAUAAUACAUUCAAACAUCCAAUCACUUCAAAUUCAAUCAAUUCGAAUACUUUACAUCACCGAUUGCAAUCAAAACAAACAAACCGAUCGUCCGCCAUCAGAGUGUCCGUUUAGGUUCGUUCGUUAAUUGAAAACAAAGCGCAUCAGCAUCCGACUUAGUCCUAUAAAUAAUACGUGCCGCGCAGUCCGUACCCCGCCAAACAAAUCACGAAAUAAUCACAUCGCACAUCCACUGGCAAAGUGUUGCCGAUUCAUUAUCAAUCUGCUCACCUCCCAAAUGUGUGUUGGGAUCAAGCAUCUGUUUGGCCUUUAGAGGUCACCGCAAUCGAACAGCAGCGAAAGAUUCCGGCACUUGCUGUCUGUACUAAGUCAGUAGGAAAUACGUGCUUCUAACGCCAGGAUGGUCAUCAGAAUAGCUCUUAUUCAGCUGAGGGUAUUCGAAUCGAAGGAGAAAACCCUGCAUAAUGCGGUGGAUCUGAUUCGUAUCGCCAAGAAGGAGAAGGAGGCGAAUGUCGUCGUUCUGCCGGAGAGUUUCAAUUGUCCCUACAGCAGGAAGAAAUUGGAGAUGAGCGCCGAGGAGAUUCCUUUUGGCGAAACUUGCCAGGCGCUCAGUAAGGCUGCGAGAGAUUUUGGAGUUCACAUCGUCGGCGGCUCGAUCGUGGAAUCAUGCUGUGGGCAGAUGUACAGCACGUGCACAGUCUGGGGUCCGGAGGGCGAACUGGUUGUCAAACAUCGUAAGGUACAUCUAUGUGAUGCAAACAUUCCAGGAAAGCUGACAGUUGAGGAGUCCAAAUUAUUUUCCCCGGGACAGAGCUAUACGACAUUCUAUGUGGGAGAAACCAAGAUCGGGCUGGGAAUAUGUUGGGACGUGCGCUUUCCGGAAUUCACGGCUGCCUAUCGCCAACUGGGUUGCGACUUGUUGAUCUGUCCGGCUGUUUGUGAUGUCUAUACCGGCGAAAUGCACUAUGAACUACUCGCCAAAGCACGCGCACUCGACAAUCAAAUGUUUGUCGCUCUCUGCUCACCUGCCAGGGAUCCCCACGCCGAGCUGGUUGCCUACGGACACUCGAUAGUUGUGGACCCAUGGGGAAAAGUACUCCAGAAAGGAACCGAAUUCCAAGAGAUCAUAACGGCGGAUUUGAUUCUCAAGACUUUACCAGAGGCACGCGAACAGAUACCUGUGCUGAAGCAGAAACGAUCCGAUAUGUAUGAAUUGGUAGUUAAGAAAUGAUUGUGAUAAUUAUGUUUUCGUGUUGCGAUAAUAAAAAGCAAUGUUGUUAUAA
Toxorhynchites rutilus septentrionalis is the source of this 1502-nucleotide messenger RNA. Its product is annotated as omega-amidase NIT2-like. Gene Ontology annotation, cellular component: mitochondrion. Gene Ontology annotation, biological process: oxaloacetate metabolic process; L-glutamine metabolic process. Bases 620 to 1450 code for a protein of 276 amino acids. NCBI's taxonomy places the organism in Eukaryota, Metazoa, Arthropoda, Insecta, Diptera, Culicidae. The transcript has 3 exons. Gene Ontology annotation, molecular function: omega-amidase activity. The record is from RefSeq and is a predicted model, not a curated record.